AUGUGGGAAGCUCUUGUAGACUAUGCCAAUGAUUGGGUUGCAAAUUUUAUUGCCAAUCCCCCUCAUUCCUGGCUAAAUGAUCCGAGAGAGCCUUUGUUUACGUUUAUGUGGGACGGGAAACCCUUUGGCUUUUACGCAAUGAGCUUGACGUUCUGGUCAGAAGUGCUUUUUUUCAUGGCUUUUGAGGGGCUCCUGGCUGCUGCUUUCUCUCAACUGGUGUACCGAUAUGUUAUCCCCAACAAAAAUACCACAACAGCCUACCUGAUUGGUUAUGGGUUUAUUAUCCCGUUUUGGCUGGCAUUUCCAGGCACUAUUAUCAAUACACUGGACGCCAAGAACAAACUAUUUCGGUUCACUGUGGCAGCUGUGACACCAUCAUUGUGUACCUUUAGGACUACAGAAGCGAUGCAUGGUUUCACCCCCGAACAUGCUCUUCAAUCUCCCAAAGCUUUCAUGAUUUACUUUGGGCUACCAAUGGUGGCAAAAUACGACAAGUCCAUGAAAGAAUACGUAAAAGCAUCUCCAGAGUACAUUUGGAAACGGAUGUGGCAGGUCAUGGGUUCCUAUGCAUAUACAGGAUCCGUCUAUUCGAUGUAUCUGUUGUACCCACAAUACUUUCCAACCAUGGGCGUGAUUGAAGAUGAACACUACUUUUAUCCAAGCCAUAUCUUUACCAGAAAGUACCUCCGUAAUGCAUGCUACUAUCUGUUGAUCUUCGAGGCCACACUGUCCACCAGUGGCAAUGGAGGAAACUUUGUAUCCACGUUACUCACAGGCUAUGAAAUGGAACCAUUCAUGAGAAACCCCUUAUUUGAGUCAAACACAUGUGCCGAGUUCUGGGGAAAGAGAUGGAACAAGCUCAUCCAGACCCUGCUGUCGCGUGGCGUCUUCAAGCCAUUUCGCACCAUUCUCCCCAUGUACGCAGCAAUGGCGGCCACAUUCACAGUGAGUGGUCUCUUCCACGAAUGGUUGAUGAGUCUUAUCUUUGCCCCAAUACCAGAGGAUCUCGAUGAAAAUGGAGAUUGCAUUCCUCCAAAAUGCUUCAGGUUGUCCCAUGGUUCUUGUAUCGUUUUCUUCGUCUGGCUAUCCUUCACAAUCAGCUUGGAAUUCAUGUUCACACCGAAAAAAUACUUCAGGAAUCCCUACAUUUGGUACAAGGUGGCAUCGUCUUCCUUUGCAUCGCUUGCAUGCAUCUUCUUCCUUGAUCCAUACGUCCAUACAAGAUUCUUCAAUGAAGGAUAUGUUGGGCAUUUCAUGGUGCAUCCGGUGGGGGAUUGGGUGUAG
Seminavis robusta is the source of this 1284-nucleotide messenger RNA. The record is from the annotation of a GenBank genome assembly. NCBI's taxonomy places the organism in Eukaryota, Bacillariophyta, Bacillariophyceae, Naviculales, Naviculaceae.